Messenger RNA from Morchella sextelata, 237 nucleotides. RefSeq lists its product as uncharacterized. The coding region runs from base 1 to 237 and encodes 78 amino acids. The transcript has 2 exons. The record is from RefSeq and is a predicted model, not a curated record. NCBI's taxonomy places the organism in Eukaryota, Fungi, Ascomycota, Pezizomycetes, Pezizales, Morchellaceae.
AUGCGAUCACGUCUUGAUAUAGGGAUAGGCAAGUACCGCGGCCUGAUUCCGGAACCUGAUUUCUUUUAUCCUGCUUCCUUUGUUUUUGUAUUUUGCCAUAUUAUUUACAAUAGGUACUUCCUUACGUGUGUCAGAGGCCGAACAGCUAGACACACUGACGUUUUGCUAUCGAUACGCCGCCACCUUCUCGACAAGGCGCUAUCGCCCAGCUUGGCUAAUCUCCGUGUCCCCCACUGA